This is a messenger RNA of Anisakis simplex (herring worm), 882 nucleotides long. The record is from the annotation of a GenBank genome assembly. Lineage: Eukaryota; Metazoa; Nematoda; Chromadorea; Rhabditida; Anisakidae.
UGUGUGCCAAGUUCGUGUGGUUUUCGUGGCUCGCUUAGCUCUUCAGCGCAACUUCCAGAUGCACUUGGCGGCUUCAUAGCGCCACCUGAAGUGACCGCUAUAUUGGGUGCAGCAUCGAAAAGCGGGGAGUCUACUGAUGGCACCGAGCGAUCGAGUGCUCAAGAAGGUCUCACAGAGCCAUUCGACGGCAUUCUGAGCGAGUUGGGUGAUGAGAUGCACUUGAAAAUGCGAGUGGCAGAGGAGCCGUGGUGCAGGUAUGAUCACGCUCAGUUGUCACAGACCUAUGUGGCGCUGUGCUCUCUGUUGAUAUUGGGCGACGAUCUACAAAAAGUGGAUCGUAAAAGUGUUUUUUCGGGACUGAAAGCACUCCAGAUGCCCGACGGAAGUUUCUGUAGUCACUUGGAGAGUGAGAGUGACAUGCGUUUUGUGUAUUGUGCAAUGGCGGUGUGCUAUAUUCUGAACGAUUUCUCGGCGAUCGAUCUGCAAAGAAGUCUGAACUUUAUUCGGAAGAGCUUUUGUUACGAUGGCGGUUUCGGGCAGAGGCCUUUGCUGGAAAGUCAUGGUGGUUCCACGUACUGCGCAGUGGCGUGUUUGGCGCUGAGCGGUCAUCUGUGGGAUGGAAGUGUGCUGAAUGCGAAGCAAAUAGAACGACUGAAGAGGUGGUGUGUACUGAAGCAGAACGACGGAUUCCACGGAAGGGCGAAUAAACCUGACGAUAGUUGUUACGCAUUCUGGGUGGGGGCCACCCUCAAGAUGCUCGAUGCAUACAGCCUAAUCGAUCGUGACGCACUUCGAUCAUUUUUGCUAUCGGUUCAAGAUCAAAGAAUUGGAGGAUUUUGUAAAUUUGAAGACUCGAAUUACUCAGAGUAUUUUGUACUGUGA